Messenger RNA from Purpureocillium lilacinum, 2559 nucleotides. RefSeq lists its product as uncharacterized. Gene Ontology annotation, cellular component: actin cortical patch. The record is from RefSeq and is a predicted model, not a curated record. Gene Ontology annotation, molecular function: phosphatidate phosphatase activity. Lineage: Eukaryota; Fungi; Ascomycota; Sordariomycetes; Hypocreales; Ophiocordycipitaceae.
AUGGCGGGCGUGACGGAGCCCGGCGAUGCGUCGGCGCAGGACCUCGGCGAGCGCGGCGAGAGGGGGUACAGGCGCCGCAAGCUCGCCGCAAUGGCCGGCAACAUAUACCGCAGCGGGCAGGCCGCCGUCAGCGAGAUACGUGAGUCGUACGUGCAGGCGAGAGCAAGAGGCAUGGACGACCCCGGCCAGGAGAGCACGCAUAUUCCGGGCGCCUUCCCCGACGUGGCUAUAACGUCGCACGGCGACGAGCAGAUGGUGCUGUUUCCGUCGUACGGGAAGCACCAUGUCAAGCGGGACUGGAGCAGGAUGCAGCAGACAAACGUCGAGGCGGCGCCCCAGCCUGGCAAUAGGGAAGACGAAUGGUGGCGACAAGAUUGGGAGAGGAGCGAGGACGAAAAGGCCGUCGUCGACGUCGACGUCCGGGGAUGGAUCUACAACCCUCACACCGGGCCCAUGACCAGGAGGAACCGCAUCUUGAUCGGUCUCGCGCGCCAGUUGAGUGGCAUAUCGGCACCCAAGGCGGACCAAAACUCCACUCCAGCUACUGGCACGGGGCUGCAGCAGCAGCAGCAACAGCAACAGCAACAACAGCAGCCAUCACCGCUACUUAGCCAUCACCAGAUGCACGAGCAGCAGCGCGAGCAGGAGCGUAUCGCACAGGAAGCCGCCGCCAUCGAGCGCAAGGGCCAGGAAGAGAAGCGCGUCGCCUACGCGGGCGGCUAUAGCGAGGCACCGCAAGGGACCUCGGCUCAGCCUGGCGCCGACACCUUGCGUCCCUACCGGCCUCGCCGUCGCGGCAGCCAGACUCCCGAGUCGGCGCCGGGGAGCCCCAACCUCGGGCCGCGCCAGGCGUCGUCGAGCGUCUACGAGAUGAGCGAGGCGGAGCUGGUCCUCGCGAAUGCCAACCUCAUGGCCCGCGUCGCCCCCUUCAUGACCAACCCUCUCGUUGCGCAGCCCAUCACCAUUUUCUUCUACAACGAAACCCAGUCCCAGUCGCGAACGGUCCUUACGAAUGACGCCGGCCACUUCAUGGUUCGCGCCCCCCUCGACUUUGUCCCCACCGAGGUGCGCGUGCUUGCCAACGAGCGGCUCUCGGCGACGCAGGAAAUCAAAAUCAUCGAGCCCCGGGGCGUGAGCCUCAUCAGUGACGUCGACGACACCAUCAAGCACUCCAACAUCUCGGCUGGCGCGCGCGAGAUCUUCCGUAACACAUUUGUGCGCGACCUCAACGACCUCACCGUCGACGGCGUUAAGGAAUGGUAUACGCGAAUGCACGACCUCGGCGUCAGCAUCCACUACUGCUCCAACAGUCCCUGGCAGCUGUUUCCCGUACUGGCGAGCUUCUUCAAGCUCGGUGGGCUACCCCCGGGAUCGCUGCACCUGAAGCAGUACUCGGGCAUGCUGCAGGGCAUUUUCGAACCCGUCGCAGAACGCAAGAAGUCGACAUUGACCCGACUCAUGCGUGACUUUCCGCGCCGCAAGUUUCUACUCGUCGGCGACAGCGGCGAGGCGGACCUGGAGGUGUACACUGACCUAGCAAUGGCAAACCCGGGUCGCAUCCUAGCCGUCUUCAUCAGGGAUGUGACUACGCCAGAGCGGACGGGAUACUUUGACUCGACGUUCGAGACGGCACGCCGCAAGACAUCGAGCAUGACGCUAGACGACGGCAGGCCAUCGUCAAACGGGAGUACGGUUCGGCAGAACUCGGCUCCCGUGACUCCCAUCGAGGGUGGUGGUAAGACAUCCACGGGGCCUAUGAUGGGCACCUUGAUCGACUUCUCCGACGAGCCAGAGCAGGCCAAGCUGGAUGAGGCGGCAGCCCUCGCGCAGGUGAAGAAGGCCAACGCCGUGAAAGCUCUCAGUGCCACAGACCUGCUCUCGGGCAAGAAGGCUGCGCCGCCGCCGCCCGCGAAACCGGCCGCGCUGCGUGCGCGGCGAUCAAACGCAGACAUGCGCGAGGGUCCAGGGCUGGGCUUGAUAGACAAACCGCCUCCGCCACCGCCUCGGAAGGCAGGGGCAGGGGUUCAUCCGCUCUCGCAGAUGCAAAAGUCAUCCCAACAGUCGGUCAGCAGCCGGAGCAGCACCCCGAGAGCACGACCACUGCCGUCCCAGAAAGACCAGGCAGCCGAACCCCCUCCACCGCCUCUGCCGCGUCGCCGUGGGCCCCCCUCGCUCAAGAGCAUGAGCCCGCGACUCUUUGGUCACGCGCGGUCCAACUCGGACGUGGACUUUGACCCCCUGCCGCCGUCAUCGGCGGCGCCUUACGCCAUGUCGUCGUCAUCAUCUUCGCUGGGUCCCGGCGCCUACGGCCGCUCCGGGGCGCGCUCGGGCGGGACAAACACCCCCGCGGGAGGCGGCUCGCCGACCCUGGGCCCCGUCAACAAGAAGCUGGAGCUGUGGCGCCGGCGGCUGGCCAGGGCGCACGAGGUGCUGGACGCGCAGGGCGUGAGGCUGUAUACCUGGCGAAGGGGCCAGGACGUGGAGGCCGAGGCGGUGGGCAUCGUGAGGCAGGCGCUUGAGGAGAUGGCUCGCGAGGAGCGCCGGCGGCGGGGGAGGUGA